Molecule: messenger RNA, 1890 nt
Organism: Chanos chanos (milkfish)
Lineage: Eukaryota; Metazoa; Chordata; Actinopteri; Gonorynchiformes; Chanidae
Product: cadherin-1-like
Exons: 13
Coding region: 1-1890 (629 amino acids)
Biological process (GO): adherens junction organization; cell-cell junction assembly; calcium-dependent cell-cell adhesion
Cellular component (GO): adherens junction; cytoplasm; catenin complex
Molecular function (GO): calcium ion binding; beta-catenin binding; cadherin binding
Source: RefSeq, a predicted model, not a curated record
AUGCCGAAACAAAGGGUUUUUAAAGAGAGGGGAAUCGGAGAUAACAAGGUGAUUAAAGAGUCAAGCCCUGCUCAUGCACAGUCCAAGGUUGCCCCGGCUCCACUACUUCUGGAGUUUCCAAAGUCCUCAGGGGGUCUGAAAAGAAAAAAGAGGGACUGGGUCAUUCCCCCUAUCAACUUCCCAGAGAAUGACAGAGGCCCUUUUCCCAAAGAGAUGGCGAAGAUCAAGUCCAGCAAUGCUAAAGAAAUCGCAGUCACCUACAGCGUCACGGGUCCAGGAGCAGACCAGCCUCCUGUGGGACUUUUCACUAUUAACAGAAACAGUGGUUGGCUUUAUGUGACUCAGCCCUUAGACAGAGAGAGACAAGAUAAAUACACGCUUCAAGCUCAUGCUGAGGGAGCUGGUGGUCAGGUAGUUGAGGACCCCAUGGAUAUCAUUAUCAGUGUAAUUGAUGUGAAUGACAAUAAGCCUGUCUUUACACAAAAUCCCUUCCUUGGAAGUAUUGAUGAGGCAGCAAAACCAGGUACUGAGUUCAUGAAGGUUGAAGCCACUGAUGCUGAUCAGCCUGGAACUGACAACUCUGAUCUCAAAUACUCCAUUGUGAGUCAGGAACCUAAACUGCCAAAUGACAACAUGUUUGCCAUCAACCCUGUGACUGGAGGUAUUCGACUGAGUUUAAGUGGUCUGGACAGAGAGAAAUAUCCCAAAUACACACUGGAAAUUCAAGUAGCAGAUAUGAAAGGAGAUGGUGCUGCAGUCCUUGGGAAAGCUGUGAUUACUGUAACAGACAGCAAUGACAACGCACCUCAGUUUGAACAGACAUCGUACACAGUGUCAGUUCCAGAGAAUGAAGUGGGAUAUGUGGUUGUGAAAAUGCCAGUCACUGAUGAGGAUGAGCUAAACACACCUGCCGUCUGGACCAAGUACAAAAUUAUUAGUGGUGACACUAAUGGAGCCUUCAACAUUACUACAGGACCAAAUAAGAUGGAGGGCAUCAUUACCACUGCUAAGCCCCUUGACUUUGAGAAAAACAGCAAAUACACACUGUUGGUGAUUGUGGAAAAUGAUGUUCCGUUUGCUUCCCCUCUGGCCACCUCCACUGCCACUGUCACUGUGGAUGUGACUGAUGUGAAUGAGGCUCCAGUCUUUAAACCAGUGAAGUUGAUCAUUACCAAACCUGAAGACCUGCCUGUUGGCGCUGAUUUGGCUCUUUAUACAGCCACUGAUAUAGACACAGCCAUGAAACAGAAAGUGUCCUAUAAGACUGGCCAUGAUCCUGCUGGCUGGCUUACUGUCAAUAAAGACACUGGACUGAUCAAGGUGAAGAGCCCAAUGGACAGAGAGUCUCUCUUUGCCAAGGAUGGGAAAUACACAGCUACCAUUCUCGCCAGUGAUGAUGCGGAUGUUCCAGCCACUGGUACAGGGACCCUUGAAAUAACCUUGGAAGACGUGAAUGAUAAUGCCCCCACCAUUGUAGAAAGAUCAUUCUCAAUCUGUAACAAGGAUCCUGCCCCUAUACUGCUGUCUGUAACAGAUAAAGAUGGGCCUGGGUUUGCUGCUCCCUUCCAUGUGGAGCUCCAGGGAGACAGCAGGAACAACUGGACCGCCAGAAUGAAUGACACAAAGACUGGCAUCAUACUGACCCUUAAGACACAGCUGGAGGCGGAUUCUUACAACGUUGUGCUAAAGGUCUCUGAUAAUCAGCAUGAAUCUCAAGCCAGUUCAGUUACAGUCAGAGUGUGUGACUGUCAAGGAAACGACGUUGAGUGCUCAGAGGGGCGAGCAGCAGGUGUUGGAUUGCCAGCAAUUCUAGGAAUUUUGGGAGCUGUCCUUGGUCUACUAUUGCUAGUUCUUCUGCUGUUAAGGUUUAUGAGGCAGAAAAGUGUGUAA